AUGAAAGAAGCGAUCAUGGGGAAGCAAGUCCCACUCCCCGACGAUGAUCCAUUUGCGCUUUUUCGUUUCGCCGAUUAUUUCCCGAAUUUGCGAGAGGAUGGCCAGGCCAUCAAAAAUGAGGAUCUUGAAGAUUUCAAGCAAAAAGAAGAAAAGGAUUCGAUUUCCGUGAUCGAGGAUGCUGAUUUGUUGUUGCCUGAGCCAAAAGUGGCAACCAAAAAUUUGGACCCUGAUUACGUCGAUGCUCCUAUCAUCAAUCCGUCUAACUAUUUCUUGGAGGGAAUCGAUUUGGAAAAGAUUCCCACGCCGAAAUGUCAUUUAACCAACUGCGCUGGACCGUUCCCAAACGAUGGCUCAAUCGAUGUCUCGAAAACAGAAAACAAAACGAAUUCCACGUGUAGCCGAGUAAUUUUACCGCUUAAUUCUUGUCUAAACAAUCAUGGGUAUCCAAUUGGAAUGAUUUGUGAGAUUUGCUGUGAAUGUUCACAAGCAUUUGAAAAAGAAAUGAGAAAAACAAGAGGUUUUAUGGUUGAUUUCAAU
This is a messenger RNA of Mesorhabditis belari, 537 nucleotides long. The record is from the annotation of a GenBank genome assembly. Lineage: Eukaryota; Metazoa; Nematoda; Chromadorea; Rhabditida; Rhabditidae.